This is a messenger RNA of Austrofundulus limnaeus, 808 nucleotides long. It is a transcript of the gene cart3, whose product is annotated as cocaine- and amphetamine-regulated transcript 3. Gene Ontology annotation, molecular function: neuropeptide hormone activity. The record is from RefSeq and is a predicted model, not a curated record. NCBI's taxonomy places the organism in Eukaryota, Metazoa, Chordata, Actinopteri, Cyprinodontiformes, Rivulidae. The transcript is spliced from 3 exons. The coding region runs from base 35 to 409 and encodes 124 amino acids. Gene Ontology annotation, biological process: cellular response to starvation; adult feeding behavior; negative regulation of appetite.
ACAGACUAGUUUUGACCGCGGGAAGCUGGGCCACAUGCUGCGGAGCACCGGGACCACCAUGCGCAGCUCCAGGCUGAUGUGCGCGCUGCUGCUGCUGCUCUCCGCCUGCGCUGCCGGAGCGCAGCUGCUGGACGCGGAGUCCGAGGAGGAGCUGAGCCCCAGAGCCCUGCGGGACUUCUACCCGAAAGGACCCAACCUGACCAACGAGAAGCAGCUGCUUGGAGCUCUCCAAGAAGUUCUUGAAAAGCUGCAGGCUAAACGACUGCCGGCGUGGGAAAAGAAAUUUGGCCAAGUCCCAACGUGUGAUGUUGGGGAGCAGUGCGCGGUGAGGAAAGGCGCUCGAAUCGGGAAGAUGUGCGACUGUCCCCGGGGAGCUUUCUGCAACUUCUUCCUGCUGAAGUGCUUAUGAGCCUCUCGGGAUUUGAAUGUAGCAUUGACAGAAGACUUGAUUACUUUGUAAUUAAAAUUUUUUAAAGGUCCCAGCUGAAGAGCAGCUGGAGUGAACACUUUAAAUAAAGGAAUGACAGAAGUUUUAUUUAAAAAAAAACUCAUUGUAUCACCCGAUGUGUCAGGAUGUCAUGAUGAUGGAUCAACCAGGAGAACAUUAAAGUUUCUGUAAAUAUCCAGAUCCACUUAAUGUCUGUCGGGGAGAAUCAUUGUUACAACCCAAACUCCACAAUAAAACCCACCUAAGGACCAAAACCACACUGUAAAAAAACAGACCAGCAAUAUUCUUCAUGCUGUUUUUAACUUUGACUGUUUUGUGAUUUCUGUUAAUAAACUGUGAAUCAUCUGGUUUUGUAAAGCA